AACUUCUCUCUCUCUCCAUCUCCAUCGCCGGCGAAUUGAAGCGCGUUCUCUCUCCUUGUUCUUCUCACGCGGGGAGAUGGAUUGAAAUGUAAACCACAAGCCUUUAAAUUCUCUCUUUUGUUUGCUUCUUUUUUUUCCCCUUUUUUGUCGAAUUAUUAAACCCUAACUGUUGAUUCUCUGGACUUCUAGCACCACCUCGUCCGAUCCUCUGUUUUUGUCUCCAAUUCGUGGGUCAAACCCAGAAAUUCAGUUCCUUCGACGUUCGAUCUUCGUUCGCGUCUUGCCCUUUCUGUUGUUUUCUCUCACGAUAUGUGUCCCUUGAGGUUCUUACUGGUGUUCUUCUCCGCCGUACUUGCCGGUUAUUUUGCGUGGAGGACGGUGAGUUCGUCGGACGAAUCCGCCGUAGAUGCCAUCUCUGGCGAGUCUCAGGUCGAACAGAAGGAUAAACGAGGAUUCAACUUCAAAAGGACGAUGGAGAACGGGUUCUGGGUGUUCGUGGAUAUGGCGAGCGGAAGGUAUCUAUGGAGAAAUCUGAAGGAAAUGAGGGGAAAAAGCCAUUGAAGGGGGAAAAGAAAUGUACUUUUGAUUCAAAGAUCCGUUUGAUUGCUUGUGCAGAAAGCUAGGAACCAUUAUCAAUACUUGGAUGGAUGUUGGUGUGUCUCUGGUUGUUGUUUUGAUCUGAAUUCUGUAAUUUCAUCACUUGAGAUCUGAUGUAAGAAUGAGAAAGACGUGCUGUUAAGCAAUUUCUGUUC
Tarenaya hassleriana is the source of this 752-nucleotide messenger RNA. RefSeq lists its product as uncharacterized. The transcript is spliced from 2 exons. Bases 310 to 561 code for a protein of 83 amino acids. Lineage: Eukaryota; Viridiplantae; Streptophyta; Magnoliopsida; Brassicales; Cleomaceae. The record is from RefSeq and is a predicted model, not a curated record.